AUGGGAAACCACAUUGCUUGCUGCGGCAAUGCCCAAAAUGCCGAUGAGCCUACCGACAUGACGACAGCUCCAGUGCCGGAGCAGGGCAACGAGGAAGAGCCCGUCAUCUUCCCCUCAAGCCAGGGCGCCAAGGGUAAGGGUGUCAUCGAGGACGACGGCACUGCCGUUACAUCACCUUCGUCAGCGGUGCACCGAGAAAAGUCGGUGGAAGAGUCGGGGCAGCCCGCGAUGGCUCGUGCAAUCUCCUCCUGCAGUCUCCAUGGGAUUUCGGUGGAGGCGGACGUGAUGCAGGAGGGGCGGCGCAGCAGCAUGACCAUGCAGCAAAUGAGGUCCAGGUCGCACACUGCCCAGUCUGUGGUCAGCACCAAAUCCUUUGUUGAGACAGUUGCAGACUUCUUCCGUGCGCGCCCGGACUUCAACGGCGAAUGGGUUUGCAUUGAGACUUUUGGCUUGGACGACUUCCUGAAGGAGUUGGGCGUUGGGACCUUCAAACGCCUUGCUGCCUCGAAGGCACCCUGGCCUUCGUGGCAUUUCGAGCAGGACGGAGACAAGUUCAAGUUCAGCAAUCACACCAUGAUGGGUGUCCUUGCUGAAGAGUUCGUAGCAGAUGGGUCGACGUAUUCAACGGUUGACGGACACAAGCAAACGCUGAAUUGCUUCGCACUGUGGGAGGGCGACAUCCUCGUCAUCGAGCGCUCCGGACCGCAGGGCCACUUCCGAGAG
Symbiodinium sp. CCMP2456 is the source of this 723-nucleotide messenger RNA. Lineage: Eukaryota; Dinophyceae; Suessiales; Symbiodiniaceae. The record is from the annotation of a GenBank genome assembly.